AUCUCUCCUAUCUGAAGAGUAGCAAAAAAUUCCGGAACUUACAAAAAUUGUAAACAUUAGUUGUUCAUACUGUACAAAAAUGGCUCAAGGGAACAAGAAAUUGAAUUCCAAAGGAUUUACAUUGAAAAAAGAUAAGAACAGAGUCAAGAAACAACAAACUAAAAAAGGAGUGCGCUAUAUUGCUCCAAAGAAACAGAAAAUCCUUGAACAGGCAAAAUUAAAAAAGGGUCUGGAGAAGACGAUCCAAGCAAACAUUGAGCAGGAGAUUACACAGAAGGUCAAGUCCGUCGAGGCAAAAGCCUUCCAUAAUGCCUUUGAGACCCCAUCCUCCAGCAAAGACAAGUCGAAACAACCUGUCAAAGUUAAAACUAAAUAAAGUGUAAAACAUUA
This is a messenger RNA of Mya arenaria, 390 nucleotides long. Its product is annotated as UPF0390 protein zgc136864-like. The coding region runs from base 80 to 376 and encodes 98 amino acids. NCBI's taxonomy places the organism in Eukaryota, Metazoa, Mollusca, Bivalvia, Myida, Myidae. The record is from RefSeq and is a predicted model, not a curated record. The transcript is spliced from 3 exons.